AUGCCCAGUAUACACUUAAAUGCGGUAUCAGCUGAUCCAUCAAAGUACUGCAGCACACAUGGUUCACCGUUGUGGCUCGAUGUUAUCUCAGUUCCGAACUUCCGAGGAAACACGAUUAUCCAUGAACGGCGCAGUGCAGCACCCCUCACAGCACUAGUUGUCGAUCAUAACUGUCAGAACUAUUGUUUUGAUGUAGGGUUGCUCAUUUUCCAGGGUCUUCGCAACGACUUCCCAAUAAUGCUACUAGGACAGGACAGGCACACGAAGCCAAGGUUCAUUCGCCUUGAUUGCAAGCUUCCAGAGGCGAAGGAGUGGGCCGGUAUCAUAAACAUCCGUCCGUUGGUCCCUUGUGGCUUGCAGAAGGGCGAGGCGCCAUAA
This is a messenger RNA of Fusarium venenatum, 378 nucleotides long. The record is from RefSeq and is a predicted model, not a curated record. NCBI's taxonomy places the organism in Eukaryota, Fungi, Ascomycota, Sordariomycetes, Hypocreales, Nectriaceae.